Messenger RNA from Aspergillus caelatus, 1584 nucleotides. RefSeq lists its product as uncharacterized. Bases 496 to 1326 code for a protein of 276 amino acids. The record is from RefSeq and is a predicted model, not a curated record. The transcript has a single exon. NCBI's taxonomy places the organism in Eukaryota, Fungi, Ascomycota, Eurotiomycetes, Eurotiales, Aspergillaceae.
CUCCGAUUAAAGCAACUGAAUCAUCAUAGACAUCUAUAUAGCGUUUAAUCACACAGUUUGAUAUGAAAAUCAGCGUCCAGGACAGAUCUUUGUGAUUAGAAUUCAAUCGUUACAGCGUAUUUUUCGUAAUUCUAGCGUACAGGCAUCAGGAUGCUCCUCGACUUGUGUCCAAGCAGGUGACUUCCCAAUUAGGUUAGUAUAUGAAGACAGUAGUAAAACGUAGAGUAGAACUUGGUGAAAACAGGCAAGCCAGCGAUAAAGACGGCGCACGCGGAUGACGAAGACGACGACGACGAUAACGACGAUAACGACGACGAGGAGGACGAAGAAGAAGGAGGAGGAGAAGAAGAAGGAGGAGGAGAAGAAGGAGGAGGGGAAGAAGAAGGAGGAGGGGAAGAAGAAGGAGAAGGAGGAGAAGAAGAAGGAGGAGGAGAAGAAGAAGGAGGAGGAGAAGAAGAAGGAGGAGGAGAAGAAGAAGGAGGAGGAGGAGACAACAUGCCUUUCAAAAGACUUAUUGGGGUUAAACCCUCCCAGGUCCAUGGUCGGGAUGACACCGUGAAAUGGGACGAAGCCCUUGAUCGUCAGAGUACCGUGGGAAUUAACAAAGGAGCUAGGAAGAUAUCUCAGCUUCGCCAAGGUCCCGAGGCGGAGGAGAAAUCUUCGUCGCUUCGCGAGGGCCUUGAUGAACAAAGCCGGACUAAGUCCGCCGAGAUUGGGGAGAAAUCUUCAUCUCGUCAGGGUUAUCAGAGGUUAAUGUCUUCCGGAGUUGAGGAGAAAUCUUCGCUCUGUCCAAGCCCAAAAACAACCGCAGCUGGGGGUAAAACCCUGGGCGGCAAGAAAAAUAAGAAGGCGCAAGUGCCAUCUAACCAGCGCAGUAUCCUCAGUUUUAUGAGGCCUGCUGAAGAAGCCGGUGAAAAAUCCGUGCCUCAAGAAACCGGUUGCAUUACAGCCAGGAAAAGCCCUGCUCCGACUAAACCUGUAGCUGAAAAUGCCAGCGAGUCGAAGAGGGCUAAAAUUUUCAAGCAAGAGCCCGUCGGGUAUGCAGAUAACUUGUCUGUGAAGACCGACGAAGAAUCAAAAUAUACCCUCCACGACAACCCCAAAGAAGUCCCCUUCAACGCGGAAGGCUACGCCGACGUUAUCCUUAUUGAGGAUGAUGAGUACCCCGACGAAUUGAAGUAUGAGGACGCCGCCGGGUACGAUGUCGAAGAGGAUGACCUGCCAGAACAAAUUUAUGAGGAGGCAGGUUAUCUCGAAGAGGAGGGUUUUAUCUUGGACGAGGAUCGGUAUCGGCUUGCCGGUAUGGAUUCGGACGAGGAUUACUAGGCUCUCCGAGAGAGCUUCGACAAAAGCAUGCACAGGGUUAUCAGGUACCUGUGGUACAAUGCUCAAACCCCUUUCGAGGAAAUUUCACAUGCUGAAUCCUAUAUCGCACCGGGCAUGUGCCAGUGGCUGCGGAGAGCAGACGCUGAGGUUGUAUAUCGCCUAUAUCAGGCGAUCAUUCCUGAGUCAACCCGCACUAUCCUGGGCCACGAUAGACUGACCUGCCAACACAUUCUUGCUCUUCCAAAGGUGAGCCCCUCA